Molecule: messenger RNA, 1496 nt
Organism: Neltuma alba
Lineage: Eukaryota; Viridiplantae; Streptophyta; Magnoliopsida; Fabales; Fabaceae
Product: probable pinoresinol-lariciresinol reductase 3
Exons: 6
Coding region: 118-1047 (309 amino acids)
Molecular function (GO): oxidoreductase activity
Source: RefSeq, a predicted model, not a curated record
UGCAGUGACUUGCUUAGGCAGAAAAAGGUUUGAAUAUCCUGAAUAUGCAGUUAUAUAAUAUAUGCACACUUGCUGACAGACUGUUUUCGAAUUCUCGGUUUUCCGAGCGAGACAGAGAUGGCAAAAAGUAAAAUUUUGAUCAUCGGGGCAACUGGAAGAUUAGGGUACCACUUAACGAAAGCAAGCCUCGAAUUUUCUCAUCCAACAUUUGCUCUUGUGAGAGAAUCUGCCUUCUCUGACCCUAACAAGGCUCAGAAGAUUCAGUCUCUCUCCGAUUCUGGAGCUACCAUUCUAAAAGGUUCGCUCCAAGAUGAAGCGAGCCUUGUUGAGGCGGUCAGGCAAGUGGAUGUGGUGAUUUGUGCUGUUUCAGCAAAGCAGAUUCUUGACCAGAAGCUCCUUAUCCAAGUCAUCAAACAAGCUGGCUCCAUCAAGAGGUUCAUCCCAUCAGAAUUCGGAUCAGACCCUGACAAGGUUCGAAUUUCUGUCCUUGAUGCUGGCUAUAAUUUCUACAAACAUAAAGUAGAAAUCCGGCGACUCGUGGAGGCUGAAGGCAUUCCAUAUACUUGCAUCUCCUGCAAUUUCUUCAUGAGCCUUUUGAUUCCUUCUCUUGUUCAGCCAGGCUUAAAAGUUCCUCCUAGGGACAAGGUCACUAUAUUUGGCGAUGGAAACACAAAAGCGGUCUUUGUUAAGGAAAGUGAUGUCGCUGCAUUCACUAUCAAUGCUGUGGAUGACCCUCGUACAUCAUGUAAAGUUUUGUACUUAAGACCGCCCGGAAAUGUUUACUCCAUUAACGAGCUAGUAGACUUAUGGGAGACCAAAAUUGGGAAGAAGCUUCAGAAAUCUUACGUUUCAGAAGAAGAGCUGCUCAAGAACAUUAAAGAGACUACUUUCCCAGACAAUUUUGAGAAGCUGUUUAUAUAUUCUGCUUUCGUACUUGGAGAUCAGACUUACUUUGAUAUCGAUCCGAGGUCUGGUGUGGAGGGUACGGAACUUUACCCAGAUGUGAAGUACACUACAAUCAGUGAAGUCUUGGACACUCUAGUCUAGUCCUGGCUUCUUUUGGAAAUGGCCGGACUAAAUAAAGUGUGCACUGAGCAUAGAUGUGCCAAACAUUUUCAUUAUUUCCAUGUCAACGGUGUUCAUUACCUGCAUGGUUCGCCAUUGCUCUUGAGCACGAAAGACCUUGAGGUUUUUCACUGCAUAGAGAUUCAGAAAUCCAUGCGUGACUGCGCUGUAAAUUAAUAUUAAAUUAAAGGACAUUUGCUUGAUUCCUGCAAAUCAUUUGUCACAUGAUUCCCAAGGUCCACCUUAGGGGUUACUUGUUUUGCAUGUUCUUAGACUCUGUCCGAACUUCAAACUGCUUCGUCAUAUAAAAUUGAAUAGUUGAAGUUGAUUCUCUUAUCUCUUCUUUGUCUCUUGUUAUAUGGAGUCCAUCAAAUGUGAACAAUUGACUUCAGUUGCUGCGAGAUAUAAUAGUGUGAAAUUUCUUGAGCCAA